Molecule: messenger RNA, 333 nt
Organism: Fraxinus pennsylvanica
Lineage: Eukaryota; Viridiplantae; Streptophyta; Magnoliopsida; Lamiales; Oleaceae
Source: the annotation of a GenBank genome assembly
AUGAAAUUCUCGUCAUUUUUCCUCAUUGCCAUUCUCCUUCUACAGGGUUUUGCAGAGGCAUUAACCUUUGAUGCUGCAGAGUCUCCUACUCUGGUAGAUGAACCAGGAAACUUAGGAGGCCUUCUCAAGAAAAGCCGACAUCCAAAAAUCAAUUGCAGUCAUGAAUGCACAAGAAGAUGCAGCAAGUCAUCAAGAAAGAAUGUGUGCCAUCGCGCAUGCAAAACUUGUUGCGAGAGAUGCCACUGCGUGCCGCCAGGAACUUAUGGCAACAAAAAUGUGUGUCCCUGCUACGCUAAUCAACGAACACACGGAAAUAAGCCCAAGUGUCCUUAG